This is a messenger RNA of Vitrella brassicaformis, 2563 nucleotides long. Lineage: Eukaryota; Vitrellaceae. The record is from the annotation of a GenBank genome assembly.
CGGCAAACACCACAAGGCAGUCAGCCAUCGCACGAUGCUCCCAUUCCAGCCCCUGAUAUGAUGCCGCCAUCCAUUCUGAUCCUCAUCCAUGGGAUUCUCUGCAAUGGGAUGGCGGCGGCAUCCUCGGUGCUCUCAGCUCAGGAGGACUCAUCGCUCGAUGCCACCAGGAGAUCCCAUCGGCACAGCAGCCCUCAAGCACGACUUGCAAGGCGCCGCCGAUGGCUCGGGCUGAACAAUGAGUCGAGUUCGUUUGAGGAGGGUGGCAGCAGCAGCAGCAGCAGCAGUGCAGCAACGGCCUCAUAUGAUCCCAUCGCUGAUGAUCCCCAGCAACACCACCACCAUCAUCACGGUGCAUUUUAUCCUAUCAACACACGUCUUGCUUUGGGCAGUGUUGCAAGGUCCAAGGCACUGCACCACCUGGACCGUCAAGGGAGGGCGGGGGGGCUUGUGGAUGAGGCGGCGGUGCGUGCGGUGAUGGCCGAUCAGAGGGGCACACACUUGUUACACAACCAUGGUGCGGGUGGUUCGGCGGCACGGCCCCUGCCGGCCGUCGACACGCAGAGCGAGGCGCUGUCGGCCAUGGGGCUGACGGACAAUGGGGCGGUAGCUGACACACCGCCACCUAGCUUCGUGGACGAAACAGCCACAUCGACCAGCACACCGAGGAUUGUACCUGACGCCGGUGGGUGAUCCCAAUCUGACUUCUGCAACCGACUUGCAAAGCCUGGUUUCUGUGUGCCUGUGUGUCAGCCCGUGACUUCCAGCCACUGGACACAUCCUUGGGCUACCUGCUGAGUGCGCCACUGAUUCCACAACAAAGGUAGACUGAGCCGAUAGAUAAUACGCCACACACUCUGUCUGUCAGUGUCUGAUGCCAUCGUCUGUCCGUCUACACCCGCAGGCCAGCGAGUGCGAUGAACACGUCUCGCGUCGAGUGGCGGCCAUGCCCCGAGACCAACAACAUACCAACCACACUUAUCGUCAGGGCACAAUCGGUCAGCUGAGACGACAGUACACAACGGACACACACGGAGAAAUUAGGUUGCUCGGAUCGGUUCAGGAGUGCAGCGGCAGCGGCCCGCACAGAGGAGGGCUGUGGACCGAUAUCGAUAACAUUCCGUGAGCGGCACACAUGCACACAAAUGGAUGGAGGGAUGGACGGAUUGACGGAUGGAUGGAUGGAUGGAUUGACGGAUGGAUGCUUUGCAGUGUCUUUGAAUUUUCCGGCGAGACUUUGGUGUUUGACUUCCGCGACAACCAGGCCACGCUGCCACUCUUCUAUGGAGGUGCGCAAGUGGGCGGGCGAGUCUCCCCCUCCCCCCAUCCCUCCCUCCCUCCCUCCCCUCAUGUGUGUGUGUGUGCAGAUGUGUGGGUGCACGUGGUCAACGACACCUCGACGGUGGUCGGUUCGCUCAACACCAACCUGAGCCCCAUGUCUCUCGUCAAGCCCUCGGUGACCACGGCCAGGUUCGCCGACUGCACCGGCAAGGCCCUCUACAAACUCACCGAGGAGGCCGACGUCAGCACCGUUGCACAAGACACCACCUUUCUGACAUACACUCUCGCUGACGAUAAGGUGAGCAGGUGACCCACAGGCCGGCGGGGGCGGCUGUUUCUCUGUGUGCAGAUGUGUGGGUGUGUGUGUUUGUGCGUGUGUGUAGGGUGUGUUGGGUCAGGUGAAGAGCAAGCUGGGCGACACGAAGCUCUAUGUGAUAGACCACGACGGCAACAGGGUCGCCACCAUCACCAGGCAAGUCACUCCUGUACACCACACCCACGGCCACCUCAUCUCACACAGGUGAUCGAUGAUGCAGGAGUGGUAGUUGGGCUGCGAAGGACAGGACGUUCUGCGGCCAACAUGCAUUCUGGAGCGUUCAAUACUCUAAUGCACCUGUAGGUGUGCACGUGACGUGACAUCUUCCGGCCACAAAGGAGAGAGACAUAGCACACGACUUGUGUGUGUGUCCAUUCCAUCUCAUGUGUGUCAGGAUGGGCCUUUCCUGGCCCAAGCAGAGCAGCGGUGGGUGGUGGCUUCGCUCAUAACAGUCAAGUCGAUAUGGGACGAGAGCCGUGACCCCUCCACAGGCGUCGUCCACUCAUUCGCAUGGCCAAACUUCUUGGUCGGUGGUUCGUGUGGGUAUACGUGCUGAUGGUGUGUGAUGCUGUCUGUGUGCGGUGUCCUCCAUGCAGAUGUACCUGGUUGUGGUGGUGGUAGUGCCCCUGGGCACCAUCCUGGCUGUCGUGCUCUUCCUAUACUGCUGCCAAAACAACGUCCUCAGGCUCAUACAAAACAUCGAAAAGGCGGUACACACGCCCGCACAGGCGCAUCAAGGCGGUCUGUGUCUGUCUGUGUCUGUCUGUGUGGGUCUGUGUGUGCAGGUGAUGCCCGAGCGGCGCUUCAAGUCGCUGCGGUAUCAGGACCCCAUCACAUGACGACUGACUGAAGGACAGACCGACAGCUAGCUGUAGCUGAAGGAGUAGGUGUGGACGGUUGGUUGGAGGAUGGGUGUACGUGUGAGUGACGUUCCCGUGUGUGUGCGUGAGAGUGUGAAUAUUUCUCGUC